Molecule: messenger RNA, 4159 nt
Organism: Menidia menidia (Atlantic silverside)
Lineage: Eukaryota; Metazoa; Chordata; Actinopteri; Atheriniformes; Atherinopsidae
Source: the annotation of a GenBank genome assembly
UCCAACUCACACUUCCGCUUCUGCGUGGAAAAAAAAAAAAGUUGUGUCAAAUAAGCGAGAAGUUAAGGCUCAGCGCAAACUUUCGCACCGAAAAAAACGACCCAUUUAUGUCGAGUUCGUGUCUGCGGGGCGAAGAAGGGUCAGUUUCGUUGCCUUGAAGCGGAGCCAUGUCGACGGGGGCCCUGUACAACGACCAGGGCGGCGCGGAGGCUGCGGUGGAAGCGGGGCAGGAGACCACCCCGACCUCCUCCAGCACCGGGGCUGCCUUUGGGCUGUUCAGCACCGACUUCAAAAAAAACGAAGACCUGAAAGAGAUGCUGGAGAGCAACAAGGAGUCGCUCAAGCUGGAGGCCAUGAAGAGGGUCGUCGGGCUCAUCGCCAAAGGGAAAAACGCCUCCGAGCUGUUUCCUGCUGUUGUGAAGAAUGUGGCCAGCAAGAACAUUGAGCUGAAGAAGCUCGUCUACGUGUACCUGGUGAGGUACGCCGAGGAGCAGCAGGACUUGGCUCUGCUAUCCAUCAGCACCUUCCAACGGGCCCUGAAGGUAGCACCCCUUCCUCUGUUUUGGUUCCAUUCCGGGAAUCUUCAAAUGUGUGCUGAUGAAAAACCCUCCCCUCUGCGGCAGGAUCCAAACCAGCUGAUCCGGGCCAGCGCCCUGAGAGUCCUGUCCAGCAUCCGCGUCCCCAUCAUCGUCCCCAUAAUGAUGCUGGCCAUCAAAGAGGCCGCGGCCGACCUGUCCCCGUACGUCCGGAAGACGUCCGCACACGCAAUCCAGAAGCUCUACAGCUUGGAUCCGGAGCAGAAGGAGCAGCUGAUCGAAGUGAUCGAGAAACUCCUGAAAGACAAAAGCACGCUGGUGGCCGGCAGCGUUGUGAUGGCCUUCGAGGAGGUGUGCCCGGAUCGUAUCGACCUGAUCCACAAGAACUACAGGAAGCUGUGCAACCUGCUGGUGGACGUGGAGGAGUGGGGCCAGGUGGUCAUCAUCUCCAUGCUGACGCGCUACGCCAGGACUCAGUUCAGCAGUCCCUGGAAGGAGGACGGCGUGUUCGACGAGAACGAGAAGGCGUUCUACGACUCGGACUCGGAGGAGAAGAGGGGCCAGACAGAGGCGAAGCCCUACAUCAUGGACCCGGAUCACCGGCUGCUGCUGAGGAACACCAAACCUCUGCUGCAGAGCAGGAACACGGCUGUGGUGAUGUCUGUUGCUCAGCUCUACUGGCAUCUUGCCCCUAAACACGAAGUCAGCGUGGUCACCAAGUCCCUGGUCCGGCUGCUGAGAAGCCACAGAGAGGUGCAGUACGUCGUGCUGCAGAACAUUGCCACCAUGUCCAUCCAGAGGAAGGGGAUGUUCGAGCCGUACAUGAAGAGCUUUUAUGUGAGGUCCACAGAUGCCACGCACAUAAAAACGCUGAAGUUGGAGAUCCUGACUAAUCUAGCCAAUGAAGCCAACAUCUCCACCAUUCUGAGGGAGUUUCAGACCUAUGUGAAGAGUCAGGACAAGGCGUUUGCAGCCGCCACCAUUCAGGCCAUCGGCCGCUGCGCCACCAACAUCUCCGAGGUGACGGACACCUGCCUCAACGGUCUGGUGCUCCUGCUCUCCAACAGAGAUGAGACCGUUGUGGCCGAGAGCGUGGUGGUCAUCAAGAAGCUUCUCCAGACUCAGCCUACGCAGCACAGCGAGAUCAUCAGACACAUGGCCAAGCUCUUCGACAACAUCACGGUGCCGAUGGCGCGGGCCAGCAUCCUGUGGCUGAUGGGCGAGUACUGCGAGAGGGUGCCCAAGAUCGCGCCCGACGUGCUGCGCAAGAUGGCCAAGACCUUCACGGCAGAGGAGGACAUAGUCAAGCUGCAGACGGUCAACCUGGCAGCCAAACUCUACCUGACCAACUCCAAGCAGACCAAGCUGCUGACCCAGUACAUCCUGAACCUCGGCAAGUACGACCAGAACUACGACAUCCGAGACCGCACUCGCUUCAUAAGACAGCUGAUUGUGCCCAGCGAGAAAAGCGGCGCCCUCAACAAGUAUGCCCGGCGCAUCCUACUGGCCCCCAAACCGGCCCCGGUGCUGGAGUCUGCUUUCAAAGAUCGCGAUCGUUACCAGCUGGGCACGCUCUCUCACAGCCUCAACACCAAAGCUGCCGGCUACCAGGAGCUCUCAGACUGGCCGGCUGUGGCCCCUGACCAGUCUGUGAGGAACGUGGAGGUCAUCGAACCGGCCAAGCAAAGCAAGUCUGAGGACAAGUUCUACUCAGAUGAAGGAGAAGACAAAGACGAGGAGGGGUCGGACAGCAGCGGCAGUGAAGACAGCAGCAGCAGCAGCAGUGAAGGGUCGAGCAGUGAGAGCGAGGACGAAAGCAGCGACGGGUCAGAGAAGACCUCCAGCGAUUCCGGGAAGAAUUCCAGCGGCUCCGAAAAGAGCUCCAGCGAGUCCGAAGUGGAACGGAAGAAGAAGAAAAUGACCAAGAAGGCACCGCAGAGGAAGAGCAAACCGACUGCUACUGACAGCGACUCGGACGAAAACGGAAACGGACCCGUGGCCCAGUCCAGCAGCUCGUCAGCCGAGAGCUCCUCAGACUCCGACUCCGAGUCGGAGGAUGAGUCGGAUUCGGACUCCCCAACGCCGCAGAAGAAGACUGGAGCAAAGGCCAAACCUAAGGCGGCCGUGCAGUCCAAGAAUGAAGUCUCUUUGUUGGAUCUUGAUGACUUCUCUCCAGCACCCACCAACGCGCCGAAGCCUUCGGCCGUCUCUCCCAGCCUGCUGUCCGACCUGGAGGGCCUCUCUCUCUCCAACGUCUCCUCCGCCAUUCAGGUCAACGCCUCAUCCUUCGGGCCCGUCAAAACCUACGAGCUGCUUCACCACAUGACGGGAAAAGGCCUGUCGGCCAAAUACCACUUCCCCCGGCAGCCCUGUCUGUACCAGCCCAGCAUGGUGGCGGUGCAGGUGAUCCUGACCAACGGCUCCGACCAGAGCCUGGAGGAGAUCCAUAUCGGAGACCGGAGCCCAGCAGGGCUCAACAUCCACUGCUUCAACACCAUCGAGCGGCUGGAGCCGGGCGCCUCGGUGACGGUGUCCAUGGGUAUCGACUUCAGCGACUCCACGCAAGCAGCCAACUUCCAUUUGUGCACCAAAGAGGACCAGUUCAGCGUGUCGGUUCAGCCGGCUGUAGGCGAGCUGCUGAUGCCCAGUGCCAUGACCGAGCCGGACUUCUGCAGGGAGCAGGGAAAGCUCCUGGGCAUGAACGAAACCUCAGCAACCAUCACCAUGGCAACAGCCAACGCUUCCAGCCAGGCCGUCACCAAGCAGGUCCAGUCCGUAGCCAACGUGGGAGUGGUGCCCUGCAGCCAAAACGGCCUCCACAGGUUUGCCGGGCAGACGGUCAGCAGCGGGGCUCUGGUCCUGGUGUCUCUGGAGCUGAAGGAGUCCUCCUCCGCUCUGCUGACCAUCAACACAGAUAAGAGCAUCAUGGCGUCCAUGCUGCUGCGGGACCUCAAACAAGCCCUCGUCCAGCCCUAAACCCCCCCCCCCCCACAAAAACACAUACACUCUAGUCUCUUUAGUAUUUACAAAGGGGAACGACUCCGAACUGAAGAUUUCACAUAUUUCUGAAACGUUUUGGGACAGUUGACGGCAUUGAUCAAGCUGCUGACAGUGGAGAAAUUGUUUUCUAUUUCCCUUUUUUUUUUUUACAGUUUGUCUUUGUUAGUUUUUUUUUGUCCUGAAACGUUUGGUUAAAUAUGUGGAAGUCUUCAUGGAAAGCGUUGAACCCCUAAAACAGACUAAGUAGUCAUCACGGUAAAUUUCUCCAUGAAUGGAGCCCAAAUCAGAACCUGACAGAAGAAAAAACCCACACUCCUCUCUUCAUGCUGUUCGCUAAAAACGUAAAUUUGUGAGAAAAUUCCGACUCAUUCGGGGGAGCCAAUACAUCGUCGGUGCUUCGUUUGACUUAAUUGCCAAAUCUCAGUUAGGUUUACACGUCCUCCUUUAACUCUAAACCUCUGGAAGCUUUAGUGGUCUCAGAUAUUGUUGUAGUUCUGCCCUGCAGCCCUUAAAUGGGCCCCAGUCGUAUUAAAGUGCCUUCAUCAUGUCAGACGGAGCCCCUCGUUCAUUAGACUCAACCGUCUUUUUAUCUGUCCUCUGGAACAAUAAAAUGUGACUUUACC